AUGGUGCCACCUCAGCAGGAAAACCAACUUAUAGGACAGUCUGGUCAGAUGGAGAUAACAUCACCUGUUUAUAGCAAUACCAGAUCACCAGCCAGUAGGAUGCAUAUCCAGGAACAACCACAAAGUAGUCAAGUAUCAGGAAAACAUCUACCAGGUUUAUCACCUCAGAUGAUACCCUCUUCUCCAUCUCAACCACAGUCUAUUCCUCAAUCAUCCACUCCUCAACCACAGUCAAACCAAACUCUUAUCCAGCAGCCUCCAAGAGCAGCCUCGGUACCAGGAACAACAAGAAGUCGCCCGAGCACUCCUUCUACUCCUCAAAGUUUCCAGAAACAGCUGCAACAUCUUCAGGAAAGUCAACAAAAGCAACAGCAAUCAAAGCAGAUAGGCUCUCCAUUUUCUCAAGUUUCAACUCCUCAAGGAUUUUCUGUUACCAGCAACUCUGAGGGAGUAGCUUCUAAAAAGGACAUAAUGUGUACCGUGACUUGUUCUAGCACAACACAAAACGUAUCUAAGACAGACUCUCCCUCCAUUACCAGUGCCCCAAGUGUCCAAGUAACCACUUCUGCUACUUCAGAAAUCAAAAUGGAAGUAGACACCACUGAAAUCAAAGAAGGGAAAGCUGAGAUAAAACAGGAUUCUAAGACUCCAAAAUGUGAAAAGGGUAUAAAAGUUGAAAUAAAACAAGAGCCAAUUGAUGAUAGUUCUACUUCGGGAUACGUUAGCUCUGAAUGUUCUGCAACUAUGAAAGAAGAGCCAGUUUCGGUAAAAGAAGAGUCAUCGACCCCUGUGUCCAGUGCAAAUAAUGGAGAACUGCCAAAUUUAACCAGUGAUGUCAAACCAGAUCUGUCAGAAGCUGCUCAACCACCCCCCAAACCAAAACCCAACAAAAAAGUUUUCAAGCCUGAUGAAUUACGUCAAGCUCUAAUGCCUACACUGGAGAAGUUGUAUAGACAAGAUCCUGAAUCGCUACCUUUCAGACAACCAGUCGAUCCACAGCUACUGCAGAUCCCAGACUACUUUGACAUAAUUCGGAAACCAAUGGAUUUAUCAACUAUUAAACGGAAACUAGAUACCGGACAGUACCAAGAUCCAUGGCAGUAUGUGGAUGACUUAUGGCUGAUGUUUGAUAAUGCCUGGUUGUACAAUAGGAAAACAUCCCGUGUUUAUAGAUAUUGUACAAAGCUCGCAGAAGUUUUUGAGCAAGAAAUAGACCCGGUCAUGCAAUCCCUUGGUUAUUGUUGUGGCCGGAAGUAUGUUUUUCAACCUCAAGUCUUGUGUUGUUACGGCAAACAACUUUGUACCAUACCAAGAGAUGCAAAAUACUGGAGUUAUCAAAACAGGUACACCUACUGUCAGCGAUGUUUUGCUGAGAUUCAAGGUGACACUGUAACACUAGGUGAUGACCCAACAGCACCUCAGACUACAAUUCCCAAGGAUCAGUUUGAAGAAAUGAAAAAUGAUCAUCUCGAAAUAGAACCAUUUGUUGAGUGUAUGGAAUGUGGAAGGAAGCUUCAUCAGAUUUGUGUUGUAUAUUCUGAGAACAUUUGGCCUGAAGGGUUUGUUUGCGAUAAUUGUUUAAAAACUCAGGGGAAGAAGAGAAAAGAAAAUAAGUUCUCCAGCAAGA
Molecule: messenger RNA, 1627 nt
Organism: Limulus polyphemus (Atlantic horseshoe crab)
Lineage: Eukaryota; Metazoa; Arthropoda; Merostomata; Xiphosura; Limulidae
Product: CREB-binding protein-like
Exons: 9
Biological process (GO): positive regulation of transcription by RNA polymerase II
Cellular component (GO): transcription regulator complex; histone acetyltransferase complex
Molecular function (GO): histone acetyltransferase activity; protein binding; chromatin DNA binding
Source: RefSeq, a predicted model, not a curated record